Molecule: messenger RNA, 7136 nt
Organism: Micropterus salmoides (largemouth bass)
Lineage: Eukaryota; Metazoa; Chordata; Actinopteri; Centrarchiformes; Centrarchidae
Gene: agap1
Product: ArfGAP with GTPase domain, ankyrin repeat and PH domain 1
Cellular component (GO): nucleus
Molecular function (GO): GTPase activity; protein binding; GTPase activator activity
Source: RefSeq, a predicted model, not a curated record
CCUGGAGGUCGGCGCCGUCCUGAACAAGACGGACUCCAUGUCUGAGCUGAGCCGCUGGGAGAGAGCGCGGGGCAACAAGAACCGGACGCUGGACAACAGCGACCUGCAGCGGCUGGCGGCCGAGAGGGACGGGUCAGGAGGGGGGUUCCUGCUGAGGGGAGGGGGAGGUCGCUCCAGCGAGAGGCGUCUGGUUCGCUUCUUCAGCGGGAUCUUCUCCAGGAGGGACGGGGCAGCCACCUCGACCCCGGUGGGAAGCCCCAGCAGCCUCCCGCGGAGCAAGAGGAGGGUUCUGUCCCAGUCCAGCACCGAGAGCAUGAACGGAGGAAGCUCUGAAGUCGCCCAGAAGAUCGUGGCUACCAGGAAGAAGCAGCAGUUGUCCAUCGGGCCGUGCAAGUCGCUCCCCAACUCGCCGAGUCACACGUCUGUCUGCGCCACACAAGUGUCAGCCGUCCACAUCAGCCAGACGAGUAACGGCGGCGGCAGUUUGAGCGACUACUCGUCGUCGGUGCCGUCCACGCCCAGCACUAGCCAGAAGGAGCUCCGCAUCGACGUGCCGCAGACCACCAACACGCCAACGCCCGUCCGAAAGCAGUCCAAACGCCGCUCCAACCUCUUCACCUCGAGGAAGGCGAGCGAGUCGGACAAGGACAAGAAAGGCCUGGAGGCUCGAGCCGACAGCAUCGGCAGCGGGCGAGCCAUCCCCAUCAAACAGGGCAUGCUGCUGAAGAGAAGCGGUAAAUCCCUCAACAAGGAGUGGAAGAAGAAGUACGUGACGCUGUGUGACAACGGACUGCUCACCUACCACCCCAGCCUGCAUGACUACAUGCAGAACGUCCACGGUAAGGAGAUCGACCUGCUGAGGACCACGGUGAAGGUCCCGGGGAAGAGGCCGCCUCGCGCCGUGUCCACCUGCGCGCCCGUGCAGAGUCCCAAAACCAACGGCCUGACGAAGGACAUGAGCAGCAUGCAGCUCGGGCAGACUCCAGGUUCGGUGAGCAGCAGCUCGUCGGUGUCUCAGAUGGCGAGCGGCGUCAGCUUGGUGUCCUUUAACAGCCGAGGUCUGGAGGGGAUGCACCAGCGCUCCUACUCCGUCUCCAGCGCCGACCAGUGGACCGACGCCACCGUCAUCGCCAACUCCGGAGUCAGCACGGAUACCGGCCUCGGAGACUCGGUCUGCUCCAGUCCCAGUAUCUCCAGCACCACCAGUCCGAAGAUGGAGCCGCCGCCAUCGCCGCACGCCAACCGCAAGAAGCACCGGCGGAAGAAGAGCACCAGCAACUUCAAAGCCGACGGCCUCUCUGGUACUGCGGAAGAACAAGAGGAAAACUUUGAGUUCACCAUCGUGUCGUUGACGGGGCAGACGUGGCAUUUCGAAGCCACUUCGUACGAGGAGCGAGACGCCUGGGUGCAGGUCAUCGAGAGCCAGAUCCUGGCCAGCCUGCAGUCCUGUGAGAGCAGCAAGAACAAGUCUCGUCUGACCAGCCAGACGGAGGCCAUGGCUCUGCAGUCCAUCAGGAGUAUUCGAGGAAACGGCCGCUGUGCCGACUGUGAAGCCCAGAACCCGGACUGGGCGAGUCUGAACCUCGGGGCCCUGAUCUGCAUCGAGUGCUCGGGCAUCCACAGGAACCUGGGCACCCACCUCUCCAGGGUUCGCUCUCUGGACCUGGACGAGUGGCCGCUGGAGCUCAUCAAGGUCAUGUCGGCCAUCGGCAACGAGCUCGCCAACAGCGUGUGGGAGGCCAACGCGCAGGGACGCCUCAAACCUGGGCCGGACGCCAGCAGGGAGGAGAGGGAGCGCUGGAUCCGGGCGAAAUACGAGCAGCGUCUGUUCCUGGCGUCGCUGCCCGGCACCGACCUGUCUCUGGGACAGCAGCUGCUGAGGGCGACGGCCGAGGAGGACCUUCGCUCCGUCGUCCUGCUGCUCGCCCACGGGUCACGACAGCAGGUCAACGAGACCUGCGGAGAAGGAGACGGACGCAACUCGCUGCACCUGGCCAGCCGCAAGGGCAACGUGGUCAUCACGCAGCUCCUCAUCUGGUACGGCGUGGAUCUGAUGGCGAGGGACACCCACGGCAACAGUGCGAUGGCAUACGCUCGGCAGGCCAACAGUCAGGAGUGUGUGGACACGCUGACUCAGUACGGCUGCCCCGACGAGCGCUUCCCGCUCAUGGCCACGCCCAACCUGUCGCGCCGCAACAUCAACCGCAACAACAGCUGCAGCAGCGCCGGGAGCGCCGCGCUCAUAUGACGAGGGCAUGUCACCGUCUGACUCUUUAUGACAAACAAACAAACAAACGCCGAUUUGGGAGAAUCCUGACCGUUUAUUUUGGGAACCACUACCUGUUGCGACUCUAAGCCCCGCCCACCUCACCUGAGAGCCACCACUGCCGCUGUCGGCUCGUUAAGACUGAUUAGAGCUUAUCACGGGUCAGUGGUGGCGCUGUUUGUUUGGGAGAACCCUCAACGGGUGGGGAAACCCCAAAGCACGGUGGGAAAUGUGGUCCACAGUCGCCGAUGGCUCAUCAGAGCUCUUUGGGAAAUAAUCACGUGACUUAUGACAGCCAAUGACGGCCAGUCUGAAAGCUCUAGGGAAAUCAUACCUCAUCACACAGCUAUACUUUAACGCUACGCGACCAGCUCCCGCGCAACCUCGCCACGCAUCAUCCGGCCAAUCAAAAUCUGUCUCGCCAAAACAUAUCGUCACAACAUAAGGAAGCAAACUGUGAGACAAAAAUAUCAGGAGGGGGGGGGGGCGGUCUUCAUAGCAUGCUCACACACAGGAAGCCAUCUGAACUGCACAUCAUCUUCAUCAUCUUCACCAGUCGAGGACUCCUCUCUGUUGGAUCCCUGCAGCUUUUCUCCUCCUCCCACCUGUACUUUUUAUUAUUUUAUGAAUUAUGUGAACCCUCCUGCCUUUACACCUUCUUCUUUUUUAAAUGUGAACAAUAUCUUGAUGUAAAACUUUAAGAGGAAAAAAAAAGAUAUCAGAUCUUAGAGGUGAAAAAGAAGUGUGGUAGAUCGCAUGUCCUAGACACUUUUUGCUAUUUUAAUUUAAGGAUUUUUUUUUUUCCUUCUCCUGGAUUGUGUAUAUUGUAUCUCGAUGUGCAUUGCUGGACCAAUCGUUUAAUAAUGUCAACACGGUAAGGGGAUUUAUUUAGUUUGUUUCCGGGUGUAUAAAGUCGUUAAGUGUACAGAAGCUCUUGCCAGGCUCAGGGACCGGAGACUGUCGAUCAUGAACGCCCCAUUGUCUUUUCCCAGAGUCCUUAACCCAGCGUUCAGAGCGUUUCAUUUGUUUUCACUUCACUCAGCUCAGAAUCUAACAAAAUUUAUACUAACGUUAUAAGGGAAUAAUACUUUCUAGAUCGUUCCUCAGCUAUUCUUGAGCUGGACGAUAUGAUUUAAGAUCCAUGUCAUGAUGUAUUGUCACAUUUCUUCCUUGAACAAUAAUAAAUAUAACGAUUUGUAUGUUUUGGGGUUACAAAUAAUAAUGUUUUUCAGUCAUCAAACAAUCUGCUGAUUAUUUUCUUUAGUUUUCCCCAUAAAAUGUCGGAAGAUCUUCUAGUUCCUCUUUUUGUUAGACCGCCAGCCCAAAACCCAAGACCCCAGAAACUAAAUAUGUACUAAACUGUUCUUGUUCUUCUUCACAUGUUGGAUUUUUAAAACUUUUCUGAACUGAGUGAACUGUGAGCAUCUUAAACCCGAGCCUGAUUUUACAUCCUGGUCAAAUAACAUUUCAUUUAAAGUGUCCCUGAAGUGAAUUUAAUUGUUUUAACUUGUAAAAAAGAAAAAAUGGAAUAGACAAGGAAGCAGCUAAGAAACUAAUGGAGCGAAAAGGGAAUUGAUCUGCUUCUCCUUGUUCAGGUGUUUUUGUUAAAUCUGUGAGUUCAGUUCACAGAAUCUGCUGUCAGCUCAGACACAUCACGGUGAUGAUGAUGAAACGGAGGAGGGAGGAAACUUUUUUCUUUGUUUCCUUUCAGCUGGUAGAAAAUUUUUCCUUUUAACAGGCGUAAACGCUCAGUAGAAUGAAAAGAGUCAGUGAACGUAACACAAGUUCAAAGUUUCAUGGCCACAAAAUAGUGUUUCUGUGUAUAAAAAUCCGUCUGUAAUGCUAGAGCGCCAACGCCCUCCAGUCCUGUCCCGUCCAAUCAAACAAUCUCCCCGAUCUGCUCAGCGAAUCACUAAGAAGGGCUUCUUCUUCUCUGGUCUUGUUGUAAAUAAACUUCUCUUUCUCUGUCACUCUCUCUCUUUUAACGGUGACGCCAUGUAAAUUAGAGAGCACAGGAAGUACUUACUGGAUGUCGGGUUGCAGAGUGGAAGUGAAAUAUUAGAAUGUGUGUUUGUUUAGGGGGAAAAAACGAUAUCAGCAUGGACUGAAUGUUGCGUGUUUUGGCUCAGUGUAGCGCUGAUCCAUCCAAGGCAGGAAGUUAAACUUUUGCGGGUCACUAGGCGUCUGAACCAGUGGUUCCCAACCUGGAAAUGUUUGCAGAGCUACAAUUCCAGUCCGAAGGGUCGCAAGAAGGUUUACAGGAUGAGAAAUAAAAAUAUUUGAACAUUUACACGGUACAAAGAGGGCUAGAGUCAAGGCGACUAAAGGCCAGUCCAAGACUAUUCCAAGUCUGUGCAGUUUUCAGAACGAAUCAAGACCGUGUCCAAAUGCAAAAAGUGUUCUGUUGAGACAAAGUCCCAGUGUGGUCAAGGUUGAGUCCAGAUGGCUAAAAUGUGGUCAAGACAAAGAAUAAAUGGACUUCAGUCCAAAUGCGGUCUAUUGUUCUGUCGAGACCAAGUCCCAAUGUGGUCACGGUUGGGUCCAGACGGCCGACAUGUGGUCAAGAAUGAGUCGACCCAACACCAAAUUAAUCAAGUUUGGGUCAAUACCAUGAGGCCUAAGAAAGCAAACUAUUGAAACCAAAACAGUGCCAACUGGGUAUUCGCCAUACUGUUGUCUCACUUACAGUACAGUCAUUUGGAAAAUAAGCUUUACCUGGACUUUAUUGGCCGAAGCUGGUGGCUGUGCCUGAGACAGAAGUCCAAGAUGAAACUGGACUCUAGUAAAGUCCACAAACAUUCCUACAAUCUUUGCUUGCUUAAUUGAUAUAAACACUGGCGGGGAUGAAGUCAGUGGCGUGGACUGCUGAUGCAAACACGUUUCUGUUUACAUCGGGUGUUGGCGUACGUAGAUGUGAGAACUCGCGUAGUCGGUGGAUACAGUCCACAUGGUCAUAGCUUUUGGACUAAACCUACCCUUGGAAUUUAAGUCGUUGGACAUUCAAAGCUACUUAAAUGCAUAAAGGAUGGUAAGGUUGGGAUCCACUGGUCUAAAGAUGCACUGGUAAUUUUAAGCCGUCACACAAGAUUGUAAAGAAACACACCUUUCUCACCCUGAUGACGACGACGUAGAUUUGACUGAGCGUUGAUUUCUUUCGUCGACUGAACGCUAAUCGAUCGUCGGGAUAACCUGCUUAACCUCGACAUUUGUGUGUGAUGAUUUUCACCUUCAACACUAUGCUGAGCAUCACCUGCUCGUCUCUUAGUCUUUGCUCUCUCUGCUGUUUUCGUGCUCAAAUUGUAACGUAAAGGUUGAGAAGCAGCUCUCAAACCGACUGUGUAUCCAAGCAAUAUUCAUAAACUCAUCAGUCACCGUCACAUGGUGACUUCACACGCUGACGUUGCUGCAAUAUUCCCGUUAAACCACAAACACACUCAUGUUUGUAGACUUGAUAGAAACAGUCAAAAGAUGAAGUCAUCAUGAACUGAAAAUAUUUUCUCCUUCUGCCUUUUUGUUUUAAACGUCUGCCUUUACGUUCCUAAUUUCGUCCGACCUUGUAAUUGUACGUGCCCUCCCAGUCAUCUCAAAGAUGGCAUUUUAUCUUGCAUAAAUACUAAACCAAGGGGUUUGACCGCAACUUGUGUUUUCAAACUGUUUAUUUUAUGUUUAUAUCCGACUCUGUCCUAACUCUACCCAUGACAGCAGGACAGGGCAAAGACGUCCUUUUAUUUAUGACAGAAAUGCACUAAAUCUGAUUCAGUCUGUCCUUAAGCUCAACACUUGCCACUACAGCUUUCUUUUAUUCUCAUAUUGGCACUAACUGACGUUUGCUUAUUUCUCUAAGCGGUGGCGGCUUCUGGCGGUGUCCUCUGACCUGAUUGGUGCUCUCAUUUUAACGGCAUCUAAAUUCUGAGCAACUUGGGAAUCCAGAAUCCAUUUAUUUAAGUUCACAUGAGGGGAGAAAGCUCAGUAAAAUCUGCUUUUAAAUGACUAUAGGCACCAAAAUAAUCCGUUGCAGGGUCAAUGAUAGCGCUGACCGCUAGCGGUGAACAAGCUAGCAACAAGUGUUUUCAUUCUAAGGCUAAACCAAGCAUGAAAAGUUGGGAAAUGUCUAGAGGAUAGAAACAUUGUGUUGGACAAGUCCGCAAAGUCAGUUUAUUUAAGUUGUAUGGCGCAGGAGAAGUUCUGUAAGGGUCUAACGUUAACCCUUGCUGCAGCUAGUGGUGAGCACUUUAGCAUGGCAGCAUUGUUUCAGCUUGCAAGCAGUUUCUACUACUACCAGUAAAAAUCAAAAUCAAGCUGCAGUUAUCUAAACACGGCUAAUGGAGAGAAGCAGGGCUGUGUACGGCCCAAGUCUGUUCAUUUAAUCUCAGAAUAAACUCUGUAAUGGCUGCUUUUAACUGUUUGAAUCAUCUAUCGCUGAAGCUAACUGUAGUUAGCGGUAAACAAACCAGCAUGGGCAGCAUUGUUUCGGCUUGCAAGCAAACUAUAAAUGACUUAAAAUUGGAAAAUGUUUAGAGAAUGGAAAUGUCUUGUGAAUCUCCAGCCCCAGCUAAUGAUCAGUUAGCUAAACCCAGCUAAUGAAAACUGCUUGACACCGACUCUUUUCAGAACAGUUUUGUUUGUUUGUUAAUGCAUUAGCUGACACUUGAAUCCAAAAUCUGAUGAUUUAAUCCCAUUGCAGCAAAGAAAGCUCAGUAAUAUCUGUUUGUAGUCACAGAAACUGCUGAGUCUGAUCUGAAGCUAAUUGCCGCUAGCGCUGAAUACGUUAGCAUGGUUAUUUUCAACUUUAUCUAAGCGAACUUUACUACCCGUCUUUCUUAUUCUUAAAACUAAACAUGAACAGUUGGAACAUGUUUAGAGACUAGAA